Nerophis lumbriciformis (worm pipefish) is the source of this 2605-nucleotide messenger RNA. RefSeq names its product RAD21 cohesin complex component like 1 (gene rad21l1). Gene Ontology annotation, biological process: sister chromatid cohesion; replication-born double-strand break repair via sister chromatid exchange. The record is from RefSeq and is a predicted model, not a curated record. Gene Ontology annotation, cellular component: cohesin complex. Gene Ontology annotation, molecular function: chromatin binding; protein binding. Lineage: Eukaryota; Metazoa; Chordata; Actinopteri; Syngnathiformes; Syngnathidae.
GAUGGCAGCAUGUCCUCUGUCUGCUCAGUCUCUCUCUAUUGACUAUUUCAUUUUAAUGGUGUUUAGUUCUUGUGUAUUGUUUUUAUCGGUUCAAAAGUUGCAAUUUAAUGUUUUUAUUGAAAUUUCUUCACAAGCUCUUGAGAAUUGUGGACUUUUAAUAAGAUUAACUUAGCCUCUACUACACUCGGAGCCUGGGCUAACAGACCGAACGAAGCCUGCCACAUCCACCACCACCUGGAGCUUGGGCUAAGAAGAGGCCAGAGCUUGGAAAAUACCUGAGGCUGUGCUACUCACAAACUAUAGCAUAACGGAGGAAACUGGAGGGCCUGGAGAAAACCCACACACGCACGUGUACAAAUACAUACUCCACACAGAGACUUCGAAACGGAGGUUCGAAGACGCACACGGCGUAAAGUUAGACGUUAUUGUCGGGAGUAAUGUCAAAAGACUUAAGGUGUAAACUCGUUAAGGUGGGUGACCAGCUGACGUGGGCUUCAGAUAGGCGAUUUUGAUGCAGGUUCCAGCCAGCCCCUGAGACCCAGGGACAAGAGGGACAAGCGGUAGAAUUGGAUGGAUGGAUGGAUGCGCUUUUAAUUGACUGGUGACAACAUUAUACCAGGAGGAUGUUCAACUUUUACUCGCACGCCCUAACGCCCAUGCAGGGUUCUCUUACCAAAAUCUGGUUAGCAGCACACUGGAAGCAGAAGAUCACCAAGGACCAUGUUUUUGAAUGCAAUUUAGAAAAAACAAUUGGAGAUAUAAUUUCUCCACAGAUGCAAAUUGGUUUGCGGACCUCUGGAUAUUUGCUUCUUGGUGUGGUUCGGAUCUUCUCCAGAAAAACUAAAUAUCUUCUAGCAGACUGCACCCUUGCCCUGGUUAAAAUUAAAGUGUCAUUUCGACCAGAUGAAACACAAUUACCUGUUGAAGAGCUUCAGGCAACAGUCCAAAAAAUCACCUUGACAGAAGAUUUUACUUCCUUCAAUGAUCAGCUUCUUCACCCAAAUGAUGUUAAUUUGGAUUUGAAUUACUUCUCACUUCACCAAAGUCGACCAGAGGAAAUUACUCUGAAAGAGGAUUUUGGAAAUUCCUUUCUGAGCUUGGCAGACAUUGGAGAUGAGUCCAAGUGUCCCCAGUAUAGUCAAAUUGAUAUCAGCUUCCAGAGUCUGGCUCAAAAUAACGACUCAUUUGGGGAUGAGGGUACUGGAAGGGAUUUACUCGACUUUCUGACAUGUGACAGUGAUUAUGGUCUAUUUACUGUUGUCAGCCCACAAGAGCUUUUUUUAAACAACAAUUCAGACAACACUUUACUCAACAACCAGCAUGGUGCAUCCAGACUAGAUCCUGCAGAAGAAGAGUCCCUGAACCAGCUGAGCAAUGAGCAACUGACCUCUGCCCUUACGCCUGUGUUUGCCACUUCAAGCCCAAAGAAGAAGAGAAAGAGAAAGUGCAGGCUAAUUGUGGACCAAAUUACUAUACUGACCAAUAUAGCGAUGCAGGAACAGCUCAGUGACUCCUCAGAUCUGAUUUCCCCCAUUGACAUGGCUCCUCCCACCAGAAAUAUCAUGCUGUGGAAAGAAAGCGGCGCUGCAGACAAACUGCUGGCUCAGCCGUGCACCAAUAUUAUAGCGCCACAGAUUAAAGAGAAUUUUAAAAACAUUGUUUACCUGUCUUUGCAUGACAAUGCAUCACAUGAGGUCAUGCGGCAGGAUGACAUUCACAGAAACACAUUGAACACUGAAAGGCUUGUGGAUUUAUCCAGACAUCCCAAAAAGCUCACAGACACCCUUUACUCGAGUGACAGCCAAGCUGAUGUAGAGCUCACACAAGAUGAACACAUAUCGGACCUCCAUUAUCCAGAAAUUCCGUCAGAAGACUCCCUGUUUGUCCAUCCAUCUCAUGUGGAUCAGUACAGUCAGGCGCGAUCCACAAACUCACAGACACAGUCUUUGCUGGGCAGCCAAUACUUUGAGGCACAGAGGCUCAACAGACAAGCACAGACGCUUCUAAAGUCAUUACAGCGCACCAGUGAAACUCAGUUCAGCCUGAAGGCCCUCUGUGCAGGAAGCACCCGCUCCCAGGCAACCGCUACCUUCUACUCUCUGCUGGUCCUGCAGAAACAACAGUCUGUGAACCUGCAGCAGAGUGCACCUUACGAGGACAUUCUUGUUACACUGGGAUCUGCAUUUUUUCUUAGGUGAAGGGAAAGUCAACUUAUUCUUAAAUGGGUUUUAUUGGGUACAAGUAAGACUAGCAAGUUUGUGUUGCUGCACUUGUAGGGGAAAAUAUUGUUUGUUAAUUACAUUUGCACAUUGUUUACUUUGAUUUAAAUGUACUGCCACAAAAUAAUUAGUUUUUAUUGUUAAAUUAUACUGGAAAAAUAGCACUGAGAUGUUAAUUGUUCCGUUCGAUUGUUGCAAAUGUUGCUUUGAAUAAGUGUGUCUGUAAAAGCCGAUUGAUUUGUACAAAUAAUUAAGUUAUUAGUCGUUGUUAGAAGCCAAGGUGUUAAAAUGUUUAAACCUGUAAUGGUUCUGGCUGGAUGUAAAAAUCACUUCAUGUGUACUAAAUAUUAACCUUAAUAUAUGUUAAUAAAAGAAAUGGAGGAAAA